Molecule: messenger RNA, 717 nt
Organism: Brugia pahangi
Lineage: Eukaryota; Metazoa; Nematoda; Chromadorea; Rhabditida; Onchocercidae
Source: the annotation of a GenBank genome assembly
AUGUCUUUUCUAAAUGGUUGGAGUUUACUAAUGAAUAGUGUGGAAAGAUUUUGUGUCGUUGCAUUCCCAAUGUAUUACUAUAUUCAUAGUAAACGAUUAAUCUUUGCAUUAAUUACCAUACAAUAUGCAAUCACCGCCAUUGCAGUGAUUUUUACCGUUGUCGCAAGUUUAAUUGAACCGAAGCGAUAUAUAUCGCAUUUUUGCAUGAUGCACAGUGUCUACAGCUCUUAUUUUUAUGUCACUCUGACAUUAAUGAGUUCCAUUGCUUCAUUAUUUAGUAUUGUCAUAAUGCUAUAUUUGGCUUCAAUUGAUUUUGCAAUUCAGUGCAAUUUGAUUCAAACGAAUUUUAUGAGCAUUGCUGGAAGGUUUGGAGCUCAGUUUCUUUCAAAGAAUUCAUGCAAUCGCGAUUUGACACAAUUUAUCAAGAAUCAAAAGCGAUAUACUCAUACAGCACUGAUUUCUUGUUGUUUUACAUUUUUUCUUGUUGUGUUACCAUCAAUGGUGAAAUGCGUUUACGUGUUGGAUGCUUCUAAAAGGUCACCGAUUAUUGUGAUGCUUUGCGUGUAUUUACCACUCUUGAAUUCCUUUAAUAUGGUACUGUUAUUCAUAUAUCGGCAAAAAGAUCUUCAAAAUGCUGUAAUUCAUGGCAUCAAAUGGUUGUUUUGCAGACAGAAACAACAUAUUCAACCGGCCAAUACUGUUGGAUUUUUAGAAUAA